Molecule: messenger RNA, 3633 nt
Organism: Raphanus sativus (radish)
Lineage: Eukaryota; Viridiplantae; Streptophyta; Magnoliopsida; Brassicales; Brassicaceae
Exons: 1
Coding region: 1-3633 (1210 amino acids)
Molecular function (GO): nucleic acid binding; RNA-DNA hybrid ribonuclease activity
Source: RefSeq, a predicted model, not a curated record
AUGCUAGGAAAUUGUGGGAUGCUUGAUUUUCCAUAUAAAGGAAAUUCUUUCUCGUGGGUGGGAAGAAGACAAACAGGAAAAGUAAAGUGUAAACUCGAUAGAGCAGUGGCGAAUGAAGAAUGGCAUGCCAUAUUUAACCACUCUGUUGUAGAAUUCCUACAAUUAUGGGGAUCAGAUCAUAGACCGGUACUAGCAAGGAUACAAUCUACUGUCAGGAGGACCAAAAAGAAUUUUAGAUUCGAUAAGAGAUGGAUUGGUAAACCGGGAUUUAAAGAAGCGGUACUAUCGGGAUGGGGACAUUUUGAUGAAGCUCCUAUGAGGAAUUUUCAUCAAAAAGUUACCUCAUGUCGAAAUAAAAUUAGUUCUUGGAAAAAACAAAACCCGACAAAUUCAGCUAUCUUAAUUAAAGAACUGAAACACAAAAUCGACCUGGUACAAGACGAUGAAAACUCCACAACCGCAGAUCUGGAGGAACUGAGAAGACAGUUAACCGUUGCUUUUAAAGAAGAAAAUUCUUUUUGGGAACAAAAAAGCAGAAAUCAGUGGCACCGACACGGGGACAGAAACACAAAGUUCCAUCAUGCGAUUACAAACCAGAGAAGAGCCCAAAACCGGAUCAUCAGCAUAAAAGAUAAACAUGGGAAGCUGGUUGAGAGUGAAAUUGAAGUAGAGAACGUGGCUGUUCAAUACUUUCGAGAUCUCUUCUCUUCCUCCAUACCGACAGAGCUAGAUGCCUCUCUUCGUUUUAUCUCUGGCAAAGUGUCUCAGUCCGACAAUAGAUUGCUUUUAGAAGAACCGUCGGAACAGGAGAUUAAAAAGGCAGUUUUUGAUAUUAACCCGAAUAAAGCCCCCGGUCCGGAUGGCAUGACUAGCAAACUAUUCCAGAGAUUCUGGCGCGAGAUGGGCCAAGACAUUAUCAAACUUGUGAAGGACUUUUUCGCCACAGGCAGUUUCGACCCGCUAUUAAAUCAGACGAAUAUUUGCCUUAUCCCCAAAAAGAAGAAACCACGAGAUAUGACAGAGUUCAGACCAAUUAGCCUUUGCAAUGUUAGCUACAAGAUUAUUUCAAAGCUACUAUGCAAGAGACUUAAGAGGAUUCUUCCGCGAUUGAUCUCAGAGACACAAUCGGCGUUUGUAGCAAAACGAUUAAUCACGGAUAAUAUUCUUGUAGCACAAGAAAGCUUUCACGCACUAAGGACUAACAAAAGAUGCAGAGAAGACUUUAUGGCUAUUAAAACAGAUAUGAGCAAAGCAUAUGAUAGAGUGGAAUGGAGCUUCAUAGCGGCUUUGAUGUUAAAGAUGGGCUUUGAUGAAAGACUUGUUGACCUCAUUAUGUGUUGCGUCACAUCGGUCUCAUAUCAAGUCUUAGUCAAUGGACAACCAAGAGGAAGAAUCUUCCCAAAGAGAGGUUUGAGACAAGGAGACCCCUUGUCCCCCUUUUUGUUCAUCUUAUGCACGGAGGCAUUGAUCUCACUCCUUAAUGGAGCAGAACUAGAGAAGCAAAUUGUUGGGCUCCGCGUUGCUAGAGCAAGCCCGAGGAUAUCACAUUUGCUUUUUGCUGAUGAUAGUCUUUUCUUCUGCAAAGCCGAAUUAAGCCAAUGCAAGGAGAUCAUAGACAUCCUAGAUAUCUAUGGGAAGGCAUCGGGACAGAGAAUAAACACGUCCAAGUCUUCUAUGUUCUUUGGCAACCGGGUGGAGGCGGCUUUGAAAAAAGAUAUAAAAGAGGUUCUAGGUUUUACCUCGGAAGGUGGCAUGGGAAUGUACCUUGGGUUACCUGAGCAAAUUUGUGGCUCAAAAAUGAAAGUGUUUUCCUUUGUACAGGAUCGACUUAAUGGACGAGUUAACAAUUGGUCAUCGAGACUUCUCUCUAAAGGAGGAAAAGAAGUGCAGAUAAAAGCAGUGGCUCAAGCAUCCUCGACAUAUGUCAUGUCAAGUUAUUUGCUCCCACAAGGCAUUACCGAUAAACUCAGGAGUACUACAUCUAAUUUCUGGUGGAGUUCAAAACAAAACAGCAGAGGUUUACAUUGGAUAGCAUGGGAUGAGAUCUGUACUCCUAAAGAUUUGGGAGGAUUAGGUUUUCGAGAUUUCCAUGAUUUCAACUUAGCACUUCUUGCGAAACAAUUAUGGCGGCUGAUACAUUACCCAGAUUCUCUCUUGGCGCGGGUUCUAAAAGGGAGAUACUAUAACGACUCUUCUCCCUUUGACGACCGACGGAUAUACUCGCCUUCAUAUGGCUGGCGUAGUAUUAUGGCAGCAAAACCUUUGCUCAUAUCGGGCAUGAGAAGGACAAUUGGAACAGGUAGAGAUACGAGGGUAUGGAGUGAUCCUUGGGUCCCAGACACAGUGGCCCGACCACCAAGACCUGCCCAACACAUAGUCUACAGAUUACCCCAACUUCUUGUUCAGUCCUUUAUUAGGAAUGAUACCAAGGAAUGGGAUAUACAACUUUUACGAGAAUUUUUCCAUCCAGGAGAUAUACCGUUGAUACUUGGGAUAAAGCCCUCCCAUUUUUCUGCUAUGGAUGGGUAUGCUUGGAACCACACAAAAUCAGGAGCGUACACAGUCAAGUCGGGGUACGAUCUAUUACAAUCGACGAAAAUGGAUCUAUGCACCGAGGUCCGAGAACCGAGUACCACGAGACUUAAAAGUCAUGUAUGGAAGAUUAAGGCGCCAAGUAAGAUACUACACUUCUUAUGGCAGGCUAUAUCUGGUUGCGUGGCGACGGCAGAGAGGCUCACUUAUAGACACUUGGGCACCGAUAGGAGUUGUCCUAGAUGUGCUGGCCCAGAGGAGUCGAUCAAUCAUCUUCUGUUUGAAUGCCCCCCAGCCCUACAGGUUUGGGCCUUAUCGGACUAUCCGUCCAUUCCGGGUGACUUCCCGAGUAAAUCUAUUUACCAAAACAUGACCUUUCUGUUUUGGGAGAGAAAAGAGGUGGCUCCUUCGAGACCACAAUUCGAUACCUUCCCAUGGAUCUGUUGGUACAUUUGGAAGGCGAGGAAUGACAAACUCUUCAAUGGGAAAGUCGUCUCCCCGAUGGAUACUCUUCAACAUGCAUCCCUCGAAGCAGACUGCUGGAGGAAGGCAAAUGAAAAGGAUCAAACUGAUGAGGAUCAGGAUGACCCUCACACCCCAGCGAUAGAGACGAAUCCCGAGACACCCCGAAUUCCUACAUGCCAAAUUGAUGCAUCAUGGAUUAAUACUGGCAGUGUUAGUGGGCUAGGGUGGAGUCUUAAGGAUCAUAUCGGAAAUGAGAUGUUUGGACUACGGGCUUGUACUAGGAGCCUCUCAGCACUCCAUGCUGAGAUGGACGGUCUACUCUGGGCAAUCUCAUGUAUGCAAGAGAGGAGGUUCACAUCGAUACGGUUCGAAACAGACUGCUCGGACCUAGUUGACAUGACCACAAACCCGGAAGAAUGGCCAUCCUUCGCAACAGAGCUCGACAUGUUCCACCGACUACAGGAUAAUUUCGAGGAUGUGACCCUUAGUCAUAUUCCUAGAAGUAGAAAUGGUCGUGCGGAUACUUUGGCAAAGGAAGCUAGGAGGAAAGGUUACAUAUUUUCCCAUAUAGGUCAGACUCGGACAGACGGAGAUGCUCCCCGGAGGAUUAACUCGUCUCGACCCCACUUGAUCUAG